UUCCUACUUUGCACCUCUUUCACCAAAGUCUGUUCUGAUUGGUCCUUCUAGUCAUUAGGUUUGUAAGCAUCAUUUUUCCCAGGGGCAGCUUCUCUCCAGUGUCAUCACAAACCCCGGCUUCCUAUUGGUCUCCCUGGGUUCCAAAGGAAUUGUGCCAUCACAUUCCUGACAGAUGGGCUCCAGGAGAAUGUAAAGCAAAGGACUGUCCUGGGUCCAGCACAGAAGGCUCCCCACCGAGGGCUGCUCACCUGCCCUGGGGACUCAGAACACACAUGACCUGCCCUACUGAAACUCAGGCAGGCACUUCCCCAGGAAGCCCCAGAAUCCCAAGGAUACACGGGAUACACUGAGCCCCUGAUGCCCCUACCUCCUGCCACCACCCCUCCAACACCACAGACGCAGCCAGAAUGCCAGUCACCAAAUGUCCAAGAAAAUCCGAGCCACUGUGGAAAGGUUGGGACCAGAAAGCCCAGAAGAAUGGACUGAGACACCAAGUGUUUGCUGUGAACGGCGAUCACUACGUGGGCGAAUGGAAGGGCAACUUGAAACACGGGAAAGGAACACAGGUCUGGAAGCAGAGUGGUGCUAUGUAUGAAGGGGACUGGAAGUUUGGGAAGCGAGAUGGCUAUGGCAUCCUCAGUCAUCCUGACCCAGAAACUGGAAAGCUCAAGAGGGUGUAUUCAGGCUGGUGGAAAGGUGACAAGAAAUCGGGCUAUGGGAUCCAGUUUUUCGGACCCAAGGAGUAUUAUGAGGGUGAGUGGUGUAGCAACCAGCGCAGCGGGUGGGGACGCAUGUACUACAACCACGGAGACAUCUACGAAGGCCAAUGGAAGAACGACAAGCCUGACGGGGAGGGCAUGUUGCGGCUGAAGAACGGGAACCGGUAUGAAGGCAGCUGGGAGAGAGGCAUGAAGAACGGGCACGGGCGUUUCUUUCACCUGGACCAUGGCCAGCUGUUUGAAGGCUUCUGGGUGGACAACGUGGCCAAGUGUGGCACCAUGAUCGACUUUGGCCGGGAUGAGGCUCCAGAACCCACCCAGUUCCCCAUUCCUGAGGUGGAGAUUCUAGACCCAGACGGUGUGCUGAAGGAAGCAUUAGAUAAACUGAAGAAGCCUGAGGAAGAAGAGGACUGAUGCCAGGUGAGAAGACGCGGCUGUCUGUCACCUCUGAGAAAGCUGAGACCUCUCUGAACAAACAGUGCCGAUCAUCUGGUACCACUGAUGGGCGCAGAGCAAGAUCCAAGAGGGUGUGUUUCUUGCCUCCCCCAAUCCAGCUUUUCCUUCUUGGUUACUCCUCUUUGAAAUUCGUGUGCCUAGAUAACCCAGUGCAUUCCAGCCCUGCCUAGUUUGCCUCCAUUUUGUUCUUAGCCUCCCGGGGCGAGCUGCAGUCAGGUGAUUGGUUAGUCCCUUCUAAAGGACGUUGAAGGAGGCUGUGGUCCUUGGGCUGUCUUGAUAGUUGUUUGUGGGAGCUUGUCCUUGAGGGUGGCUCUGAGGCCUUAUGGCGAGGGUGUUGGUGGUUGUUUCUAAUCCUUAACUCCGACAUCAUCCCCACCUGUGCAGAGAUCGAACUGAGGCUCAGGAGAAUCUCUAGCCCUUGUCACCAAACUGCUCAGACCGGUGCACCUCCUGCAGAAGGAGCACGCAGUGACUCUGGGCACGCCCUUGGCUCCCUCAGAGGGCACCCACUCCUCCAGACGCUAGGUUAUUCUUGGCCACUGGAGGUGGGGUCUUUACACUAGCUUAUUCUUGGCCAGUGGAGGUAAGGUAUUGCUUCUCCCUGGCUGGUCUUGGGGACCCACUUGCCCAAAGCCUUUGCCCCUGUGGCUUUAUAUCAGUGUGCAUGAAAAUAAAGAAGGUGAUGGCCUUAAUCCAAGGGACUAUAGCUUGAGCAGGGGUGGGCAGGGUCUGAGGGACGGGAAAGACAGCCUCACCAACUAUGUAGAUUUUUUUCCCCUUGUGUCUGUGACAGGGGGACUUGAGGGUGCAAGGCAGAGGAGCAAGGAAGUGGUUUCAAUUCUACUGCCCGAGCUAACCCAGAGAGGAGAGUGAGCCUGCACUCUGCCAUCAUGCCCACCGAGACUUGAGAUUUAAACAUGUUCUCACCUCCUUAGCCUAACCCAAGAAUCCCGAGAGAGCUUUAAAAACUA
Molecule: messenger RNA, 2146 nt
Organism: Rattus rattus (black rat)
Lineage: Eukaryota; Metazoa; Chordata; Mammalia; Rodentia; Muridae
Gene: Morn3
Product: MORN repeat containing 3
Exons: 5
Coding region: 408-1133 (241 amino acids)
Source: RefSeq, a predicted model, not a curated record